AUGAGUAUUAUAUCUAUUCUUCUUAUCUUUUUCAUUCUAUUUCUUUCUAUUUAUAUAAUUUACAAUCGUUUUUGUUAUUUUUCAAAACGUUCAAUUCCAUGUCCGCCAGUACGCUCAAUAUUAUUUGGACAUUUAAGUGAUCUUUGGUCAGUUAAAUCUUAUUCUGAACAACUUCAUCAAUGGACUCAACAAUAUGGUAGUGUCUAUGGUAUAUUUGAAGGUACUCGACCUGUCUAUGUGAUAUCUGAUAUAAAUUUUAUUGAAGAAAUAUUUAUUAAACAAUUUGCUCGGUUUCAUUCUCGACGUAUCACAUUAAUAAAUCGUGUAUUAGGUGAAAAAAAUUUCAAUGUUCUUACAGCACAUAUAUCACAAUUAUGGAAAAAACAACGUAAAAUACUUAAUCCAACAUUUAGUGGUGCGAAAAUGAGACGAUUAUUACCAACAAUAAAUACAUGUGUAAAUAUUUUUAUGGAAAGAUUAACAACACAAACAACAGAUGGAACAAUAUUUAAUAUUUAUAAAAUAUAUAAACGUUUAACAAUGGAUGUUAUUUGUCGAUGUGCAUUUGGUAUUGAUACAAAUGUUCAAUAUGAUGUUUAUAAUGAAAAUAUUUAUAUGAAAAAAGUAGAAGAACUUUUUGCUAAAGAUUCUGAACGUGCAUUCUUAGCUAAAAUACAUCGAAUUACAGCACAUACAUUAUUGACAAAUAUAUGUCCAAUCAUAUUUCGUUUAAAAAGAUAUUUUCGUACGAAAAAUUCACCAAUUCAAGCUAAUCUUUGGUUAAUGGAACAUAUGCAUGAAUUUAUUCAACAAAGAUCAAUUGAAGAAGAUCAUCAGAAGAAAUCGAUUGAUGAUCUUCUACAAUUAAUGAUCGAUGCUGUUCAUUCAAAUAAAGAUCAAUUAUUACCAACAGAAUUAUUAAGUAAUGUAUUUAUUGUACUAGCAGCUGGUUAUGAAACAACAUCAACAGCACUAGGUUAUUGUACUUAUCGUCUUGCUUUACAUCAAGAUAUUCAAGAAAAAGUCUAUGAAGAACUUAGAGAACAUUGGUCUGCAAAUGAUAAUUCUUAUGAUACUAUUAUGUCAAAAUUAACUUAUAUGGAUUUAUUUGUUCGAGAAGUUUUACGUAUGCAUCCUAUUGCUAUUCAAGUUGUUAAUCGUCAAUGUAAUGAAGAUACACAUGUUGCUGGAUAUGAUAUUCAAAAAGAUACAUUAAUUCAAGUUGAUGUUCUUUCUGUUCAUUAUGAUCAAGAUCUUUGGGGUCCGGAACCUGUAGAUGAGUUUUGUCCAGAACGACAUUCUGAUAAACGACAUCCACUUGCAUUUAUGCCAUUCGGUGCAGGGCCAAGAAUAUGUAUUGGAAUGAGAUUUGCACUUAUGGAAAUAAAAUUAUGCUUGGCUCAAUUGAUUAGUGCAUAUCAUAUAUUACCUUCAUCAUCUGAAGGAUAUAAAAUAAAUACUGAAGAACAAAUUGUCAUUGCACCUGAAAAAGUUUUUGUUAAACUUGAAAAACGAAUUUAA
This is a messenger RNA of Adineta steineri, 1521 nucleotides long. Lineage: Eukaryota; Metazoa; Rotifera; Eurotatoria; Adinetida; Adinetidae. The record is from the annotation of a GenBank genome assembly.